Molecule: messenger RNA, 434 nt
Organism: Prorocentrum cordatum
Lineage: Eukaryota; Dinophyceae; Prorocentrales; Prorocentraceae
Source: the annotation of a GenBank genome assembly
GAGGAGUUGGGCGACCUUGGGACCCCGCCUCGUGCCGUGCUUCGGCCCGUCGGCCGACGCGGCCCUGGGCGCGUGCGUCCCCGCCCGCGGCGGGCGCUGGGCGUGCGCGCUGGAGCUGCUGCGGAGGAUGGAGGACUGGGCAGUGGCCCGUGACGACGUCAGCUACAUCGCCACCGUGAGCGCUUGCUCGAAGGGUCGCCAGAGGGCACGCGCCCUGGCGCUGCUGGGCUCCAUUCGGGGGCAGGCUGGACCCCGGGGCGGCGUGCCUCGGGGCCGCGGUGGCGGCGUGCGAGGGCGCGUGGCGCUGGGAGCUGGCUCUGGAGCUGGCGGCCGGGGCGCUGCGGGGCGGCGGCGCGCUGGACCUCCUGGGCCACAACGCCGCCAGAGGGGAGGCCUUCGGGGGGCCCCGCCGGUCGCCCCCAGCUUCCUGGCGC